This is a messenger RNA of Arxiozyma heterogenica, 1044 nucleotides long. It is a transcript of the gene HEK2, whose product is annotated as Hek2p. The coding region runs from base 1 to 1044 and encodes 347 amino acids. Gene Ontology annotation, cellular component: cytoplasm; nucleus. The record is from RefSeq and is a predicted model, not a curated record. Gene Ontology annotation, molecular function: mRNA 3'-UTR AU-rich region binding. NCBI's taxonomy places the organism in Eukaryota, Fungi, Ascomycota, Saccharomycetes, Saccharomycetales, Saccharomycetaceae. The transcript has a single exon. Gene Ontology annotation, biological process: 3'-UTR-mediated mRNA stabilization.
AUGAGUACAUUCAUAAACAACGGCACAGCACCAAAUGAUUCCUUAAUUGCUAUGCAAUCUGCAGUGAACCAUAGAGUCCUUUUAUCUCUACCUGAAGCUGCCAAAAUUAUCGGUACAAAAGGUUCCACCAUAGAUAAGAUCCGUACUGAUAAUAGUGUCAAAAUCGGUAUAUCUGAAAAGAUCCAAGGUUGUUCAGAUAGAAUUCUAUCUUGUGCAGGUACUGUGGUCAAUGUAGCCAACGCAUUAGCCGACGUCAUGACUUUGAUCAACGAGGAUCCUGAUUUGAAUAACAAAAAAUAUCCCUUCCACUAUUUAAAUCACAUUUUACCUCCUCCUUCAAUCAAUGAAAUCUGUGAAAACGAUCAAUCCGAUUUAAACAAGAUUGGUACCCUCAGAUUGAUAAUGUUGAAUUCCCAUCUGUCCUCCAUCAUUGGUAAGAACGGUCACACCAUAAAGGGAUUGAUCGAUAAGCAUGGUGUCAAAAUCGUGGCUUCAAGAGAUUUCCUACCUGACUCAAGUGAACGUAUUUUGGAAAUCCAAGGGUUUCCCGGUUCUGUCGCCAACACAUUGAUUGAAAUUAGCGAAAUUUUAAUCAAAGACAUCGAUAUUACCUUUUCCUCUGAUAAACGUUACUUCCCACACUUAAGAAACCAUCUUAACAAUAACAACGAUAUUCGCAGUAGUAAUGGCGGUAUUAUCCAUAGUGGUAGCGGUAUAGACAUUUCGGAACUAGAAGUUCUUAUCCCUGAAGCUUACGUCGGUGCAGUGGUAGGUCGUCAAGGUAAUAGAAUCGCUAAUUUGAGAAAAUUCACAAAAACAAGAAUCAUAAUCGAAAAACAUGAAUCAGAAUCUGCACACCACUCACAAAAAUUCAAUGAAAAUGGUGAACCAUGUAGAUCCUUCACUAUCAUCGGUAAUUCUAUGAAACAAAUCAAAUUGGCUGAGACCAUGUUACUAAAGAAUUUACAAACUGAAAUUGAAAGACGUAAUGAAAGAGAAAGUAACUCAAAUAACUCAAAUGAAGAUGCAGAUAUGACAUACUGA